CCCAUUCUUUCCAAAGUGUGGCAAAAAUAACCACAUGCCUUUCUUGGCCUCUCGACUCUCACCCCAGAGGGUUUUCUUGUAUAGGAACCAACAAUGCCUUGGAUGGAAACUCUGGAUAGGCUAGUCAUUAUUUUAAGAUUUAGGAGAUUGCAGAUUCUUGGCAGACCUUGGUUGUUUUUCUAGAGUAGUAGGCAAGUAGUUGGACAAAAAGCAAGGAGCCGAUCCAUGUUGCUGGCUUUGGGUUCUUCGUGAACAAAUGAGACAAGCAGUAAGAAACUAAUACAACCUAUUGCGAGCAAUCAGAUCACGCCUGCUAGCUUGAGAGAGGAAUGAGUUGACAAAUUGAUGGCUCCGCGUGAAUCUUCAUACGGUUUCCCCGACCGCCGUCCCCCCUGUUCGGUUUCAGUAUAUGUGUCGCCAAAGGGAGCAGUCGUGUCCCUCCUUGUGGAGAGAAGGGAACCGAGACCGAGAGAGAGAGAGGCCAGUGUCCAAGGCCCCACAGGAAGUGAAGGGAAGAGCUGGCAGGAGGGAGAUAUGCCGGCUCUGUCCAAUCUGACGCAGACGCUGGAAGAUGUCUUCAGAAGGAUUUUUAUUACUUAUAUGGACAACUGGCGCAGGAACACGACAGCUGACCAAGAGGCCCUACAAGCCAAGCUCGAUGCUGAGAACUUCUACUAUGUCAUCUUGUACCUCAUGGUGAUGAUCGGCAUGUUCUCCUUCAUCAUCGUCGCCAUCCUGGUGAGCACGGUGAAAUCCAAGCGACGAGAGCACUCCAACGACCCCUACCACCAGUACAUCGUGGAAGACUGGCAAGAGAAGUACAAGAGUCAAAUUUUGAAUCUAGAAGAAUCAAAGACCACCAUCCACGAGAACCUCGGGGCAGCAGGGUUCAACAUGGCUCCUUGAUGAGGAGGAAAGGCGUCAAGCCAACAGCGGACACCUGGAUGUGAAGAGACACCUGUGCCGUGGAGCAAAUGCAAGUUGUCACUGCUUAGACGACACUAAGCUCCUUGCUUUCUGUUGAGAAUUUUCAUGGAGAGCCUGUGGCAACUCAACUAAGAUGACAAUGGUAAUCUCAGUGUGAUUUAGACUUGCUCAUCAGAGCCGUGUUUUAUGCUGAAGAUCCCUUUUACUUUCUGUGCAACGUAAAUGUCACUUUAGUCAAUGUCAAAUUUGACACAUUUUGUCGAGUGAGUGGAAAUAAAGUCAACUUUGAAGGACA
This is a messenger RNA of Leopardus geoffroyi (Geoffroy's cat), 1222 nucleotides long. It is a transcript of the gene KCNE2, whose product is annotated as potassium voltage-gated channel subfamily E regulatory subunit 2. Gene Ontology annotation, biological process: regulation of ventricular cardiac muscle cell membrane repolarization; potassium ion export across plasma membrane; ventricular cardiac muscle cell action potential. The coding region runs from base 346 to 906 and encodes 186 amino acids. Gene Ontology annotation, molecular function: potassium channel regulator activity; transmembrane transporter binding; delayed rectifier potassium channel activity. Gene Ontology annotation, cellular component: membrane. The transcript has 4 exons. NCBI's taxonomy places the organism in Eukaryota, Metazoa, Chordata, Mammalia, Carnivora, Felidae. The record is from RefSeq and is a predicted model, not a curated record.